GAAGUAAGUAGUUCUCAAAACGACAUCGUUGAAAGAGUAGGAGUAAAGCGAUGAAGAAGUGGAGUAGAUCGAUGUAGAAGAAGAGCUGAAAGAACUCCUCGCCGAUCACCGUGUAUUGGAGGUCAUGGCGGAAAGUGAGCCCCCCAAAAAGAAAUCUCGACCAAUCGUCCGUAUUGGCAUCCUUCUUAUCUCUCACAGCCUCCUUGUGAGUGUCAUUUGUUGUACCGGUGGGGUUUUGACUCUUUUGCUGUUACCUGUUCUCGCCAAGAGCACCUACUUCUCCGAAAAUGCACUAAUGCCUGGUUCUGCCAGUCCCAUGCUCUCUAACCAGGAUGUCUCGGAGGCAAAUAGCUUCGUGAAGGAGAUAACCAGUUUGGAUUCUAAGCUUAUGAGCACAGGCAUAGAAAUUCCAAGACAGAUAGCGCAGCGUAUGGCGGAGUUUGGUGCUGAAGUUAGUUAUCACAAGUUUUACGCUCAAAUUGACAAGUUUCAUCCACUGCACUUUUUUUCUAGCCCUGACCCUGGAAUAAUCCACGAGAACUAUAGUUGUUCAGCUUAUGGUGUCAAUACUGUUGGAAUUAUUAGAGCUCCUCGUGGUGAUGGAAAGGAAGCUAUUGUCUUGGUGACACCUUACAAUUCUGUUAAGAUUACUUUGGGUGAAGCUGUGUCAUUAGGUAUUGCGUACUCAGUAUUCUCUUUACUCAGCCGAGUUACAUGGCUCGCCAAAGAUAUUAUAUGGCUCGCUGCUGAUUCACGGCAUGGAGAAUAUGCUCCAGUUGCUGCUUGGCUUAGGGAUUAUCACACGCCUUUAUUUGGUGGUUUAGGGAAACUACAUUCUGAAACAUGUCGUGAAAGCAGUACUCCGUUUGAGUCAGAAGGGGGACCGAUGUCAGGAACUCAAAUAUAUGAUGUUUCAGGACGUGCUGGAACAAUGGCUGCUGCUCUUGUCAUUAAGGUUGCAGAUAGAAAUGAGGAAGUAGAGAAGGACACUCUUAGCAUCUAUGCUGAGGCAUCCAAUGGGCAGAUGCCAAACCUGGACCUCAUCAAUGUUGUGGACUAUUUGGCAGCACAUGGACAAGGUUUGCAUGUUAAGGUGAAAAAAUUGAGGUCUUUACUUGACUCUAAGUGGCUCAAGAUUCUGGGUGAAAUAUUUGAGUCACUAGGGAAAUUGGCUAGAAGCUUAAACCCCCAAUGGAAAUUUGAUAUCCCUGUUGCAGAAUAUAUUGAAGGCACUUCUACACUUGCUAGUUCAUUAUAUUACCAGGCAUUAGGUGUCCCCACUGGUCCACAUGGUGCUUUCCGUGAUUAUCAAGUUGAUGCCAUUACUUUAGAGAUUUUGCCCAAGCUUUCUCUUGAUAACAAGGACCGGCGAAAUGACUUUCUUCAGCGGGGUGGCCGGUUGGUUGAAGGAGUUGUACGGUCUGUAAAUAACCUCCUUGAGAAGUUUCACCAGUCAUUCUUCUUGUACCUUUUAACAUCUUCUAGAAAGUUUGUGUCAGUUGGAGUCUACAUGAUUGCUUUUGCAUUGCUCAUUGCUCCCCUUCCAAUUGUCGCAGCUUCUCUUUAUUCUGAUGCCAGUAAAUUGGAUUCCAGUUCAGAGAAAGACAAAACCACUUCUUGCCCAGACUCCGUUGAUGAGCCUGGCAUCACUUUUAAAUCUUGGAAAUGGCUUCAAGCAGCAAAAACGGUGUUUGUUGUACACUUGUGGGGUGGUGUUGUUUCAUUACUUCCCUAUUUUAUCUGUCAAAUACCCGAUUGCACUCCAACAACCAGCAUUUUGAUAUGGGUCAUGCUUUCAGUGUUUAGCCUUAUUGUCUUGCACUUCACCUUGGGUCUCCCCUUUACACUUAUCAGCGUAUCUCAAUCUCAAAGAAGAGAUUGGGCUCUCUUAAAAUCGGUAACAAUUUUAGCUGCUGUCAUUGGACUCUGCCUGAUGUCGAUCAUUAACUUUGCCGCAGCAGAAAUUGGAUCUCUGUUUGUGGUGCCAAUUUGUUUGAUGGCCACUCCCUUGAGGCUCGAUGUUAAAAGUCGUCGGACUUUGAGGGCUUUCACCAGGAUAUCUUGUAACGUGCUUUUGCUUCUCAUCGGGUUUCCUCCAGCUGCAUUUAUUUUGUUCAAAGGUGCAGUUGAAGGUACCAGCAGUGUCAACGUUGGUGGCUUCUGGAGUUGGCUCGAGUCUCUUUGGGCAUGGAACAGUGCCACAUACCUCUAUAUAUGUAUGGUUCACCUUCCUUGCUGGGCAUUAUGUGCUUACAUUUUUCUACAUCGUUGUUGACUCUCGUCACUUUUUGUUGUAGCAUUAUUUCAUCAGCAAAACAGAAUAUAAUGGUUUUGUUUUCCCCUCGACGUAGAAUGUGUAUUAUUAGGACUGGCCCUUUCAGUUGGAAUUUGCAAUUAAACUCGAGGUCUUUUCAUAUGUUGAGGUUGGUGCUACAGCCCUAUCAAUCUGUAGUUCUGUACUGAUUGGCCAUCCUCACAAAUUACCAUGGGGGAACCCAUUACCUUCUGUGAGGUAAAUUUUUUGUGCAAUGUGGGUGGUGUUGAUGUGUUUUCUUUGGGUUAAAUUAGAUUUGAAACCACUGUCAACAAAGGUGUUUGCUUGUAGGUGCUGUUAAAAGUGCAUUGUAAUAAAAGAUGGGUGAUGAAGACCUGGUGUCUACACAAUAUUAUUUGUGUAAUUUUCUCUUUUUGUCAUCAUCAAAUAAGAUGCUGCAAUUUUAAAA
Molecule: messenger RNA, 2723 nt
Organism: Cornus florida
Lineage: Eukaryota; Viridiplantae; Streptophyta; Magnoliopsida; Cornales; Cornaceae
Exons: 6
Coding region: 125-2275 (716 amino acids)
Biological process (GO): attachment of GPI anchor to protein
Cellular component (GO): GPI-anchor transamidase complex; membrane
Source: RefSeq, a predicted model, not a curated record